AUGGUUUCUCUAUCAUUUACUUUACCUAUUCUUUUCGUUUCUAGUGUUAAUGGUUUCCUAUGGGGUUGUUGUAGUUAUUCAGCUCCAUCAUAUUAUGUUCAACCAUCAGGAUAUUAUCAACCAACUGUUUCAUAUGCCUAUCAACCUCCAACUACAUAUUAUAUGAGAGUUCCAAUUUAUGCUAAAAUAAGUAAUUUACCUUCAUAUCCUCAACCAACUGGUUAUGUUCAACCUGGAGGUUAUUCACAACCUGGAAAUUAUCCUCAAACUGGAGGAUACCCAUCAUCCUAUACAUCAAUUGACUAUAAAAAUCUUUAUGUUCAACCAGGAAUUGAUCCAAAUCAAUUAACAAAUGUAGUUUUAUAUAAUAGUCCAACAAAUAAUUAUAUAACUGCUCCAAGAGUUGGAAAUACAUAUCAACAACAACCUAUUUCUCAACCAAUAUCUCAACCAACACAAGAUUCAUCAUAUGAUCCAUUCCCAAAAUAUGAUAAUAAAGUUCCUAUUAAAACAGAAGUACCAGAUUACUCUCCAACAGAAACAACUCAACAAGAAGAGGUAUAUAAAAUAAAAAAUGAACCAGCAGCACCAUAUCAUCCAUCUGUUGUAACUGAACCACAAGCUCCAUAUAAUCCUCCUUCCGUUACUUCACCACCAUAUACAGUAACUUCUGCUAAAGAAACAUCAUACAUUCCAACAUCUAAUGUUGCUAGUGCACCUCCAGGAACCAAUGAACCAUAUAAAAAAAAAGUAUAA
This is a messenger RNA of Strongyloides ratti, 756 nucleotides long. RefSeq lists its product as hypothetical. Bases 1 to 756 code for a protein of 251 amino acids. The transcript has a single exon. The record is from RefSeq and is a predicted model, not a curated record. Lineage: Eukaryota; Metazoa; Nematoda; Chromadorea; Rhabditida; Strongyloididae.